AUGGUCGUUCUAACAAAGACUGGAAAAGGGGCUAUGGACAACUUGGUGGCUGAGAUUUCCAGGAACAAGAGGAUCCCCGGAUUUCUGUUCGGUGCAACUUCUGCCACUGAGGAGAUUUAUCUGAAGCCCAGCGGAUACAACAUCGUCAAUGACCCUGCGAGUGGCUUGAUCAAUGAAGAUAGCACUUUUGCGUUAUGUGGUCAAGGGAAGAUAAUUACUCACCUUGCAGCUCUUCAACUGGUUGAAAGGGGCCUAGUUACACUUGAAACUCCCAUUUCGGACUACAUUCCAGAAUUCGCCGAUCUAGUUGUUCUUGAUGAUCAACUUGCUGAUGUAUUCACCUUCAAACCUGCGAAGACAAUUAUGCGGCUCAAACAUGUCCUUAACUUCACCAGUGGGAUGUUCUAUCCUUUGAAGGGAUUUUCACUUGCUCAGCAGCCCGAAGCAUAUAUUGCUCCUUAUACCAAAGAUGACCCGAUAUCACAGUUUCUUUCUUUCAUCAAGGGUGAUUUACCUGGGAUCCCCCUUCUUUUCGAGCCUGGAGAAAACUACGUGCAUGGAUGGAGCUCUGAUAUUGCAGGAUUUCUCGUUGAAAAGAUCACUGGACAAACUCUAGAAGAAUACUUACAGGAGAAUAUUUUUAAACCCUUGAACAUGAAAGCGUCCUUUUACCUUACGCCAGACAUCAAAGAUAGGCUCGUUGACAUGACCUUCCGUCGUAAUGAUAUUUUAGAGGCUUGGGCUGCCGGGGCCGCGACCAAUCCAAUUCUUACAUCUAAAACUGUAGAGCAGCUCUUUGAACCGGUUCUUAAUGAACAAGGCUCUAAAUCCCUAGAUCGAUUUUUAACCAUGGAUCCUUUCACCCCUGCAACUCAUACACAAUGGAGCGUAGGAGGAUUUGCUCUGUCCGGUUCGGAUUUACCGGGUAGGCGGAAGAAGGGCUCAGGAUUUUGGAUAGGAUGGGCGCAUACCCUUUUCUUGAUAGACCCGGCGUCUGGAAUUGCCACCGUUUUUGGAGCACAAAUUAUGCCAGCUGGAGAUCGGGAGAUUUUUGAAGUGGUAGCAGAGCUUGAGGAGGCAUUAUAUGCAGGAUUGUCCUCUGAAGCGUAA
This is a messenger RNA of Psilocybe cubensis, 1110 nucleotides long. RefSeq names its product carboxylate methylbutanoyltransferase mlcH. Lineage: Eukaryota; Fungi; Basidiomycota; Agaricomycetes; Agaricales; Agrocybaceae. The record is from RefSeq and is a predicted model, not a curated record. The coding region runs from base 1 to 1110 and encodes 369 amino acids. The transcript is spliced from 8 exons.